GUAACCGCUGGCUGUGACAGUGACAGUUGCUCCUCUCCUCCAUCCCCUCCUUCAACUUCAUCAUCAGCACCAGCAUCAUCAUCACCCGCCUCGGCAACAGCAGCUUCAGCUUCAUCAGAGGCAGAAGGAGUGUCCGUCGAGAGAGUGGAGAACGAAAAACCCAAGCAGCACGCAUCUUUAUUUUAAAAAAAAAAAGACAAAAAAAGAAAAGGUGCUCCACUUGAGACGGAAGAUGGAGAAAUGGCAGUUGCAGAUGAGCGAAUGUAAGGACCAAGAAAUUCGACAAAAUCUUCUUUUAUGACAAAAACCCGGAUCCGUGCAACAGUAGGAACUAUUUAAGGAACAAAAAGAUUGCCCCAUUUGACGCCCAUACAACAUGGAUAUAUCUUCAUCUUCGCUUCAGUACGGAUCAAAAAAGCGGGUCAAGAUUCACCCCAACACAGUGACGGUGAAAUAUGCCACUCACUUCCCUCAGCCUGGAGAUGAGGGCUAUGACGAUGCACCCUCUUUUGAGGACUUUGGCUCCUUUGCUGAAGCCAAUGUGGGGAAGAGACUGGUGUCAGAUAGCAAAGGUGGCAGGACUUUCUUUGGAACCAUGGAAACCCAACCUAAGCAGCCAAGUGUGCAAAGAGACAAGGGCGUUGAGGGGCAGCUGGCCAGCUUUGGCGAGGCGAAUGUGUUGGCCUCCAGGGUGACCUGGAUGGCCUUGUUUGGGGCAGCAGUUGCUCAUGGCUGUGUGGCAUUGAUUACUCGUUUAGCAGCUGACCGUUCCAAAGUUCCUUCUCUUGAGCUACUAUUCAUUCGCUCGGUGAUCCAAGUGCUGUCCAUCCUGGUGGUCUUCUACUACCACGAAGCCCCCUUUGGCCCCAAGGGCUAUCGACUGCGUCUCUUCUUUUACGGUGUCUGCAACGUAAUCUCAAUCACCUGCGCUUACACAUCCUUUGCCAUAGUACCACCUAGCAAUGGCACUAUCAUGUGGCGUGCCUCCACCACAGUCUUCAGUGCAGUUCUAGCCUUCCUGCUGCUGGAUGAGAGGCUGGGCUAUACUGAUGUAGUCACAGUGGUAGGAAGCGUGUUUGGCUUGUGCCUGGUUAUGGUGCCAAAUGUAGCAGAUGAGGAGAAGUCCAGGCUGGGGUUUUGGAAGGAGGCCUUUGGCUACACAAUGACAGUGAUGGCCGGCAUGACUGCUGCCCUCUCCAUGAUCGUCUACAGGGCCAUUAAGGAGCGGGUCAGCAUGUGGACCGCACUCUUUACCUUCGGCUGGACGGGCACAGUUUGGGGCGCCUCCACCAUGUUUAUCAUGCAGGAGCCUAUCAUUCCUCUGGAUGCGGAGACCUGGGGUUAUUUAAUUGGGAUUUGUAUCUGCUCCACUGUGGCAUUUCUCGGAGUCUACUAUGCUCUAAAUAAGUUUCAUCCAGCCUUAGUGAGCACCGUGCAGCACCUGGAGAUUGUGGUUGCCAUGUUUCUUCAGCUCAUCGUUCUGAGGAUGAUCCCCUCUGUCUAUGACGUCAUCGGGGGCCUAGUCAUCAUGAUUAGUGUGUUUACUCUGACUGGAGUCAAGCUGUACAGGGUGAGCAGAGCCAUUCGGCAGGAUUACCAAGAGAUCCUGGACUCACCCAUCAAAUGAAUUUAGAUGUCAGUCUAAUUGUUUACGAUGUUGCUUGGUUGUACAAUUCAGAGAAUGUCUGGGUCGUCAUCUGAUGAUUUUGUAUUGUUGUGUUGUCAAAUGAGUGCCAGUUGUGUAACUAAUAAAAAAUGGUGUCUUAAUAUUUGUGUGGGAAAUAAUAAUAAUAAAAAAGGCAGAUAUAACAUGG
Molecule: messenger RNA, 1814 nt
Organism: Neolamprologus brichardi
Lineage: Eukaryota; Metazoa; Chordata; Actinopteri; Cichliformes; Cichlidae
Gene: slc35g2b
Product: solute carrier family 35 member G2b
Cellular component (GO): membrane
Source: RefSeq, a predicted model, not a curated record